Saitoella complicata NRRL Y-17804 is the source of this 1844-nucleotide messenger RNA. RefSeq lists its product as uncharacterized. Bases 158 to 1783 code for a protein of 541 amino acids. The transcript has a single exon. NCBI's taxonomy places the organism in Eukaryota, Fungi, Ascomycota, Saitoellomycetes, Saitoellales, Saitoellaceae. The record is from RefSeq and is a predicted model, not a curated record.
CCGAUAUCGCGAUCGAUUUAGACGCGACGUGCAGGGAACAGAAAAAGGAGAAGAAAAGCAAAGUCAGGAUCAGGAGGAGACCGUUCUGCCAUAAGUUUUGAUAUUGAUAUGAUAUCUUUUAUCACUGUAGCUCAAACAGGGGUGUUUUGCGGGAUGCAUGCUCAUGCGCAAUCCUGCCCCCCUUGUACCCAACCUCCUCAACACAGAAACCACGCUGCCCACCAACACCAACACCUCGACACCAACACCCCCUCUCCCCCCUCCUUCCUCAGUUCGACAUCGACCAGCAACACUUCCCGGUACUUUUUUCAGUUCGUACGACGUAGCGCUACUUCAGCUCACCCACUUUCCUUCUUUACACGCUUUCGAUCCUUUCAUUGUUCAGCCGCGCUGCGCACUUCAGUCACAGCUACUCUUCUUCGACUUUUCUUGUCUCGUCUAUCAAUUUGUCUUUCACUUUUCACGGCGCGGUCAACGGCAUCGCAAACUCGCACACGUAUACUUCUUGGACAUUUUUGCACGGCAUACAAUCGCAACUCUGAUCGAACGGCGUCUUCGAUCACUCAAGCUCAUACUUAAUCAUAACCACCAUACAACCGCAAAGCUUGCAACAAUGGACGCUGGCGGACUUUCCCAAGCUUAUCAUCAAGAUGGUCAACAAACGGCGCUCAACUCCCCCCGUGGACAGCUUCUCUCGGGGUUGCGCCGUGGACCCCGCGCGUCGGAGAACAGUUAUGUUCCGUCCGGUGCUGCCAACAUUCAGCAUAAUAAUCAAUACGCGACUCCGGUGAAGCAGCGUCCCGCGGCGGUUGAUAUCGGUCUUGCGAGGAGACUCGAGGAUAUGAGUAUCAAUACGCCCACGGGGGGACGGUAUGCGAAUAUGCCGCGUACCGCUGGGCUUCCGCCCAAAACUGCGCGUUCGUUGGGGAUACAGGCGCCUAAGACGCCGGUAAACGGCGGGUACCAGCAGCAGCAGCAGAUGUACAACGCGUACGGACAGCAGUUGCCGCCGUCCCCGGUCACCCCCGGCAUGCCUAAUCAAGGCAUGAAGCUCUACGAGCAACAACUCCAGCAGCUCCAGGCUUUGCAGCAGAAUCAGGCGCAGUUGAUGUAUUUGGCGCAACAACAACAGCGUCUCCAGCAGUUGCAGCAACAGGCUUUGCGCAACAGUGGUAGCCCGCUUUCGCCCUCCUACACAUUCGUCCCGGCUACGCCUGCUGCUGCCGCCGCUACUGGUGGUGCGUGCGCUGUGUAUGAUCCCGUUUCGAACAGUUACCAGUAUUUUUACCCGCAGCAGCAGGUGCAAGUUGGGGGAAACUCUUACUUGCCGUCGCCUGUGGCUACGCCUGAGGUUAAGAGGAGUGGUAGUGGGAAUGGGAAUGGGAAGUCGAGGUCGGUUACGCCGCCUUCUUCGUCUGCGGGGACGCAGUCGCAGUCGGUUCUGAGGAAGGGGCAUGGGAGGGGUGCGUCUGUGUCUGGCGCUGGAUUUGGACUUGGGCUUGGCCUUGGGAUCACUGGCGCAAAGGACCGUUCGCCUUCGCCUCCGACUGUGCAGAAGGAUAGCGGUGCGGGUAUGCCUGGUGCGAACAAGGAGGGAGCUCCGAUCCGUCAACCUCAUGGUCCUCCCAACUUUGAUGAGUUGAUGGGUGAGCAAGCCGGCAAGAACUUUGCGUCGAGGAUCAGGAAGAGGGCUGUUAAGAACUUUGGUGUCUUGGCUGCUGGUGUUGAAAGGAGGACUGGAUUGAGUCCAGCGUUGAGGCAGGGUGCCUUUGAGAAUAACUAGAGAAAGAGGAAGAGCAGGAAUCUUCCGUCCGUCUCUUGCAGUAUUGUAGUCAUUUUUGUCA